Molecule: messenger RNA, 1290 nt
Organism: Ananas comosus (pineapple)
Lineage: Eukaryota; Viridiplantae; Streptophyta; Magnoliopsida; Poales; Bromeliaceae
Exons: 6
Coding region: 88-1131 (347 amino acids)
Source: RefSeq, a predicted model, not a curated record
UACAACCGCUUCCCCCUUCAUUUCUCAAACCCUAAUCCAUUUCGUUUCCUCAGAGAGCGAGAGAUCGGAGAGAAAGAGGAGAACGAGAUGGAAUCGGCAACAGAUCAAUCCGCUUCUCGCGAUCCAUCCAUGGGAGCAUCCAAGUUAAGGUACCCACUGCGUUCGUCGAGUAGGGCGAAGGAGGGGAAAUUGGGGACGCCGGAGGCUUUGAAUCCUUCUGCGUCAAAGAGGACCAAACCUUAUUCAGUUGUUAGCCAGAGUGUUAGUGUUCUAGAUCUCUCUGGAAAGGACAAGUCUGCUAAACCUCCACGAAGGCUUUCUAUACCAACCAAAACUGCUACUGGUCCACGUCCGGCACCAAUUGGGAGUGUGACUCCAACAUCACAGACUCGAAAUGUUAGAUCCGACGGUCAAGAGAAAAGCGACACUCCAGCUUCUGAUGUGUCAAGGUCUGCAAGUAGGCGUAAGUUCAGCACAUUAUCUUCAGUCUCGUACUGGCUCACUCAGAUUAAACUGGCAGAAGCAUCUUCAAAGCACUCGGUUUCCCUGGGUUUCUUUAAACUUGCACUGGAAUCAGGAUGUGAGCCUUUGGAUCGAAUGAGGGAAGAGCUCAAAGCAUAUGUAACCAGACAUGAUCUUGGAAAUGAAUUAGAGAGUUCUGUGAAAGAUCUACUCCAAAUUUACAAUAUACUAGAAGAUUUUGAGCAGUUAAAGGUUUCUGAAACUUGUUCGAAGCUCCCUAAAGAAGGAAAGCCAGAAAAGAACAACCAAAACUCUGCAACGACCAGAACAGGGAGCCUAAGACCCAUGUCAUUGAAUUCCAACUCUCCAUCUAUCGUAGACUCUAACAAGGGAGACAGUGCUCACAAGGGGAAACCUACUUCUAGGAUCAGGGGAUCUUACAAUAAGAAUACGGCAAGAGCAAUCCUUGUAAAAGAUUCAAAUAACAACCAAAUGGAGAACAAAAAUCCGAAGCAAAAGGGCCAGCAGGAUUGUGGAAAUGAAAACAACAACUGUUUGCCAAAUAAACCUAUUGCUGAACCCGUUGAUGAACUGCCAAAGGAGAUAUUACAUGAAGGCAAAGAAAACAUGGAUACUGAAUUAAUGGAGGUUGCUGGAGUUACUGAAUAAACUAAGACAACUCAGGCUAUUUCAGAUUCAGAAUUUUAUUGUUGGAUGUGAAGUAGAAAGUGCGUUUGCUUUAAAAUUUAGUUGUUGACAUGGUGUGGGAGCUUCUGUUAGAGUUUUCACACUAUGAGACAUUGAGAGGGUAAUAUGUUGUCUUUCGCG